AGCAAAAAUCCGCCGCCGUAUUCUCCAAUCGAAACCCUAAACCAACGCCGAUGAAGCCCCGACGAAGUUUCUCGAAACCCUAAAACCCUAAAAAAAAAACCUAAAUCUCCAAUGCAAUCGCAGUGUCCAUGGAUUCCAUCAUCAACUCCGCUCUCGAGGAGAUCUGCGCUCGUGGCGCCAACGGAAUCCUCGUCUACGAUCUCUGCCGAAGCUUAGGCCCCGUCCUCUCGUCUUCUAACCUCCCUCUUUCUGCUCCCAUUAAAAGGACGAUCUGGAAUCGGCUUGUCUCUCUCCCCGUGCUUCGAUUCGACAGUGAUGGGGGUUCGGUUGAGAGCCGGGAUUCGAGGAUUGAGUGUUUGGACGAGGCGGAGGGGUUAGGGCUGAGGAUUGUUGCGGAUGAGGAGCUUAGGAGUAGCUUUGUCGGGCUUGAUGAUUUGAAUGCGGCUAAUGCUAAGAUUUCAGAGGAGCAGCGGCGGACUCUUGAUCGAAUUGCUGCUGCAAGAACCAAUGGGAUAACCCAGUACGAUCUUGCUAAAGAAUUUGGCAUUAAAGGCAACAACUUCUUUUACCAAGUGCGGAACCUAGAGAGCCAGCAGUUGAUUGUCAGGCAAUCAAUUACAGUGAGGGCAAAAGAAGUGGGAGAUGAAGUAGUCAAUGGGCAAAAAAAUAAUCAUUUUAGUACUAAUCUAAUACACUUGUAUCGCUAUGGGAAAGCCGUGAAUCUGCUAAACUCCCAACAGAGAAUUGAGAUUACAAAACCAGCUGGGCUAGAUAUGUUGGGAAGUGUUUGCAAGGCAGAUAAAACUUAUGAUGGAGAUUUUCAUCAUGGAGAACGUGUUAAGGAAGAUUUGGUCAUUAAAGAUUAUCUACCAGCAAUGAAGGCUGUCUGUGAUAAACUAGAAGAAGCGAAUGAGAAGAUCCUUGUGGUAUCAGAUGUCAAGGUUGCACUUGGUUAUAGGAAAUAUCGAGGGCAUAAAGCAUGGAGAAAUAUCGUUAAUAGGCUGGAAGAUGCUGGCCUUGUGAAAAGAUUUCAAGCAGAAGUCAAUGGGGCGGAUGUUGAAUGCCUACGCUUAUUGAAAAAGUUUGAUAGCAAUUAUUUUCAAUCAAAGCCGACUCCGCCUGCAUAUGAUGGUCUUGACUCUGAAACUUCAGUAAAACAUGGAAAAAGAGGACAUAUCACUGAUCAGUUUCUUGAACUGCCCAUGGAGAAUUGCGUAUAUGAUAUGGUUGAUUCUGAAGGACCUAAAGGAAUUACAGUUUUUGAGGUAUGCAAACGACUUGGGCUCAAUUCUAAAAAAAUGUACACCCGAAUUGCUAGUAUGUGUUUAAAGUUUGGAAUGCGCAUGGAGCCUGAGAAACCUAACAGGACGCUUGUCUAUAGAGUUUGGACACCCCAGAAUCACAAGCUGUAUUCAGCUGGUGCUUUAUCUGGCAAAUGUCAAGAGGUUCCUUCCAGAAAUGGGCUCUCUACAAAAUGUAGUGAUAUAGUUCCAUAUGACCAGUCAUCAUCAGAUGUUCAGGUGUUAGAUUCUUCUAUUCAAGAUGAAGGUCUGCACUCCCAGAUGCAGAAAACUCACAGUGCACAAGGAGUUCCUCAACUGCUAAACACGUGUGAUGGUCUCAAUGCAGAUUCUCAAGUAACAAUGUGCUGCAUGGUACCUCAGAACUUAACACAUGAGUUUCCUAUUGCCAAUGACAAUGCUAAACUUGCCGCCUCCAAGAAUGCAACCAAUCCUAGCAUUGUGGCAUCAGUAGGAAGUCAUCUGUCAGCUUCACCUACAACAUCAAAGCAAACACCGCGAAACCGAAGUUUUGCAUCAACUAUGAUUGGUGGUAGGAGGAAACAGUGGAUACUUGAAAGAUUGAAGGAUGAUAAAUUCAUUUUACAUGGUGAGCUCUAUAGAUGGCUUAAGGAUCUGGAGACGGAUAAACCAACGAUGAUGGAUAGGAAAACUCUGGAUCGUACUUUGAAUGAGCUACAGAAAGAUGGAUUGUGUAGAAUUAAUCAAGUUAAAAUUCCUGCGGUCACAAAUUUCAGUCGGACCCGUGAACAGGCGGUUAUAUUGCAUCCUUCUAUUGAUUGUAUAUCAUCAGAUCUUCUGAAUGAAAUAUAUAAUAGCUACAAGGAUUUUGAACUUAAGAGCCAUUCUCGAGAAUCUGGCAAGUACGGAAACCAACCUUUGACCAUAUUAACAGGCAUUGAAAGGUCUUCAAAUCCUGUGGAUGACAAACCGGUAACAUUAGAAGCUAUGCGUGCUAAUGGUUAUGUUCAAGCUAAAAUGGUUCGCGCAAAGCUCUUGCACCAAUAUUUAUGGGCUUACAUAAGUAGCUUACCUGAUUGGCAAAAUACUUUGCCUUCUGCAAAAGAUGACCGCUCUGUUAACUGUCAUCGUAAAAUUUGCCAGUUCUCCAUGAGUGCAGCUAUACAGGCCAUGCCACUUGAACUCUUUUUACAGAUUGUAGGAUCCGCAAAAGGAAUUGAUGACAUGGUUCAGAGAUGCAGGAUUGGAUCAAGGCUUAUGGAUCUUUCCAUCCCAGAAUACAAGUGUGUAUUGGAUACUCAUGCGACUGCACGCCUUUCCCGUAUAAUUAAUAUUUUACUACUGCUGAAGGUGAUAAUCAUAUGUCUAAACAAUCUUUAUACUUCCUAUAGUUUGAACUUCAUCAGACCCAACACUAGUCUACCCACCACUUGUCUACUGGCACACAAAAUUUAG
This is a messenger RNA of Asparagus officinalis (garden asparagus), 2717 nucleotides long. RefSeq lists its product as uncharacterized. The coding region runs from base 129 to 2717 and encodes 862 amino acids. The record is from RefSeq and is a predicted model, not a curated record. Gene Ontology annotation, cellular component: transcription factor TFIIIC complex. Gene Ontology annotation, molecular function: DNA binding. NCBI's taxonomy places the organism in Eukaryota, Viridiplantae, Streptophyta, Magnoliopsida, Asparagales, Asparagaceae. Gene Ontology annotation, biological process: 5S class rRNA transcription by RNA polymerase III; transcription initiation at RNA polymerase III promoter. The transcript is spliced from 7 exons.